Messenger RNA from Fusarium redolens, 438 nucleotides. RefSeq lists its product as uncharacterized. The annotation marks the transcript as partial. The transcript has a single exon. Lineage: Eukaryota; Fungi; Ascomycota; Sordariomycetes; Hypocreales; Nectriaceae. The record is from RefSeq and is a predicted model, not a curated record.
UAGAGACCGUGGUACGAGGCGACUACCUCAUCCACAGAGCAGCGUUCUGGCCGCCUUGGGUUUUUCUCCUGCGAGGGUUUUCCCCAAGGAUGCACGGUUCUAGGUUGCAGCUACUGGCAAUCUUGGAGGUCAUGGAUUUCCUGCCUUAGGGUGUGGAAAGCUACUUGACCUAUCUGUGCAAGAGAAUUCUAGGCUGGAGAGGGAUGAGUUCCCGCUGACGGGAUGACCUCUUGAAAGUAAUGCGCCAUUGUGCCGAUGAUAUGCUGGAUGAACUAGAUGGAAUAGCGGUUGCAUGCAACUUUGCCAGGACCACCUGCUUUGACGUCCAAGACGAUGUGCUUGAAACUACCGUAGGGCUGGCUACGAGUAGGGCAGGUGCCACUUGGGGGAAAGGGCGCCCGGUGCUCUCCGUUGAUGCAAGUGGACAUUGCGGGUGUU